Messenger RNA from Capsella rubella, 2132 nucleotides. RefSeq names its product CDK5RAP1-like protein. The transcript has 3 exons. Gene Ontology annotation, molecular function: 4 iron, 4 sulfur cluster binding; tRNA-2-methylthio-N(6)-dimethylallyladenosine(37) synthase activity. Lineage: Eukaryota; Viridiplantae; Streptophyta; Magnoliopsida; Brassicales; Brassicaceae. Gene Ontology annotation, biological process: tRNA modification; negative regulation of cyclin-dependent protein serine/threonine kinase activity. The coding region runs from base 104 to 2011 and encodes 635 amino acids. The record is from RefSeq and is a predicted model, not a curated record. Gene Ontology annotation, cellular component: mitochondrion; cytosol.
CUGCGUUUCAACGUGAGUAGAUUGUAAGUAAAAUCCCUAAGCCUGACUGAGUGAGAGCCUCCCGUUGUACUUCUGGUGGAGACUUUGGAGCUCCUCAUCUCCAAUGGCGUCUUCUUCUCUCUCGUCUCUCUCCUCCAUUCUAAGCAACCCUCACGGGUGCUCUCUCUGUUUCAAAGCCUCUACACGACGCUGCUUCGCUCUUACAUUCCUCUCCUCGAAACUAAUCCAUACUUGUUCUUCCUCUGCUGCUCUUCUCCCUCGUUGCCACAGCACGCAUCGUUUCGCACAAAAGCCGAUCAAGAGCAAGAAUGGGUUUGCCUUAAACCUUUCUAGAAGCUUUUCUGUUUCUCAAAUUGCUGGUUCUGGCAAGUUUGAUGGUCCGAGCCUCCAACAGUUCGUCUCCAACGCUCAAGCACAUGCUUCUCUUACCACUCCCGAAGCCGAAUCUGACACAUUCGAUUCUGAUGUUGCAUCAAAAGGUCGGAUUUAUCAUGAAACAUAUGGAUGUCAGAUGAACAUAAACGACAUGGAGAUAGUCCUUGCGAUCAUGAAAAAGUCUGGUUAUAAAGAAGUGGUGACUGAACCCGAGAGCGCGGAAGUCAUUUUCAUCAACACUUGUGCUAUCAGAGAGAAUGCUGAACAGAGAGUAUGGCAAAGACUUAACUACUUCUGGUUCCUAAAACGCGAAUGGAAAUUCAAUGUCGCUAAAGGAAGAGCACAGUCUCUGAAACCUCCUAAAGUUGUUGUUUUGGGAUGUAUGGCUGAAAGAUUAAAGGACAAGAUUCUGGAUUCUGAUAAAAUGGUUGAUGUGGUUUGCGGUCCUGAUGCUUAUAGAGAUCUCCCGAGGCUAUUGGAAGAAGUGGACUAUGGACAGAAAGGAAUCAACACUCUUCUUUCUUUAGAAGAGACUUACGCCGACAUAUCCCCAGUCCGAAUCUCAGAAAAUGCAAUUACCGCUUUUGUUUCAGUUAUGAGAGGCUGCAACAACAUGUGUGCCUUCUGCAUUGUUCCGUUUACAAGAGGCAGAGAGCGUUCACGUCCCGUGGAAUCCAUAGUCCGCGAGGUUAAGGAGUUGUGGGAAUCUGGUGUGAAAGAAGUUACGCUUUUAGGGCAAAAUGUGAACAGCUAUAACGAUGAUUCGUCUGAUCCUGAGUCAGGGGCUAAGUGGGAAUACAGUGAAGGAUUCUCGAGCAGGUGUAAAGUUAAAAACAUGGGUUUGCGGUUUGCUGAUCUCUUAGACAGACUCUCCGUGGAGUUUCCAGAGAUGCGGUUUAGGUUUACUUCGCCUCAUCCUAAAGAUUACCCGGACGAAUUGCUAUAUUUGAUGAGAGACAGAUAUAAUAUCUGCAAUCUCAUUCAUCUUCCUGCACAAUCUGGUAAUAGCAGAAUACUUGAACAGAUGCGUAGAGGUUACACCAGAGAAGCUUACUUGGAACUAGUUAAAAAGAUUAGGAGUAUUAUACCAGAUGUGGCUAUAACCAGCGACUUUAUCACCGGCUUCUGUGGAGAAACCGAAGAAGAGCAUCAAGAAACCUUGAGCCUGGUGAGAGCAGUUGGAUACGAUAUGGCGUAUAUGUUUGCAUACAGCAUGAGAGAAAAGACACACGCUCAUCGGAAUUACACAGACGAUGUUCCAGAGGAAGUCAAGCAGAGACGUCUAACAGAACUAAUAGAAGCAUUCCGCGAAACCACAGGUCCGUGUUUCGACUCUCAAGUCGGAUCAGUUCAGUUAGUUCUAGUCGAAGGACCAAAUAAGAGAGCGCCUGAGACGGAACUAAUCGGAAAAACAGACAAAGGACACCGAGUUUCGUUUGUCACAAAGCCUCUGUUUGAUAAAGCAAGUCUUCACAAUGAUGGGCUGAAAAGAAAUCCUGAAAUAGGGGAUUUCGUGGAAGUCCGGAUUGAGAAGUCAACGAGGGCAUCACUAUACGGAGAAGCUCUCGCCAUUAGUAAACUGUCCUUGUUUCACGAUGUAGGUGUCGAUGCUGUUGUUGCGUCUUGUGCAAGUUAAGUUAAAACUUUCGUUCUCUUUUGAUUCGAACAGUAUAGUUAUGUUUUUCUUUCUUCUGUAUACUUUGUUAUACUUAACCAAAUAAGUCUAUUUACAGAGAAGAACAUUUACUGUUUUUAGA